Molecule: messenger RNA, 2679 nt
Organism: Jatropha curcas
Lineage: Eukaryota; Viridiplantae; Streptophyta; Magnoliopsida; Malpighiales; Euphorbiaceae
Product: cation/H(+) antiporter 20
Biological process (GO): proton transmembrane transport; regulation of pH
Cellular component (GO): endomembrane system; membrane
Molecular function (GO): antiporter activity
Source: RefSeq, a predicted model, not a curated record
CUAAGGUAGUAUAGUUUUGAAUGCCUCCAAGAGUUACUAUGUCUUCUACAAGGAAGCUUAUUUCAGUGUUUGGUCAUCAAUCAAGCAUCUCACACAAUUUAACCACCAUUAAAACUUCUUCUGAUGGAGCCUGGCAAGGUGAUAAUCCCCUAAACUAUGCCUUCCCAUUAUUGAUAGUUCAAACAAUCAUUGUCCUCUUCGUCACUCGCUCCCUCGCCUACCUCCUAAGGCCCCUUCGACAACCUCGAGUCGUUGCAGAAAUAAUUGGUGGAAUUUUGCUCGGACCGUCAGCUUUUGGCCGGAAAAAAGAAUUCUUUCAAAUAUUGUUCCCUUCGUGGAGCACUCCCAUACUGGAAUCAGUAGCCAGUAUUGGUCUUCUUUUCUUUCUUUUCCUUGUAGGUCUUGAGCUUGAUUUAAGCACGAUCCGCCAAAGCGGUAAAAGAGCUUUUGGGAUAGCAGUUGCUGGCAUCUCUCUUCCAUUUCUGUUCUGUGUUGGAGUAUCCUUUAUUCUUCGCAAAGCCAUUCAUGUUGAAGAAACAAUCUCUUAUGGUCCAUAUCUCUUGUUCAUGGGAGUCUCUCUCUCUAUUACUGCUUUCCCUGUUCUUGCACGCAUUCUUGCAGAACUUAAAUUACUUACCACGCAUAUGGGCCAAACAGCCUUAGCUGCUGCAGCUUUUAACGACAUAGCGGCAUGGAUCUUGUUAGCACUAGCUGUAGCCCUCGCCGGCGGGGAUUCAAAGAGCCCGUUAAUAUCCAUAUGGGUUCUCAUUUCUGGAGUUGCUUUUGUUGCUUUUAUGAUGGUGGUUGUCCAGCCUAUGAUGAACUGGGUUGCAAGAAAAUGUUCAAGCCAACAAGAUUUUGUAAAUGAAGCAUAUAUAUGCCUAACCCUAGCUGGAGUAAUGUUAUCUGGAUUUACGACAGACCUUAUAGGAAUCCAUGCAAUAUUUGGUGCUUUUGUGUUCGGUUUAACGAUCCCCAAAGGAGGAGAAUUUGCAUCAAGACUGACAACAAAGAUAGAAGAUUUUGUGUCGGGUUUACUUCUUCCACUUUACUUUGCUUCAAGUGGGUUAAAGACAGAUGUUGCUCAGAUCCGAGGAGUUGAGGCGUGGGGACUUCUGGUGCUGGUUAUAUCGACGGCAUGUGCAGGGAAGAUUCUGGGGACAUUUGCGGUGGCUAUGUUGUGUAUGAUUCCGGCAAGGGAAUCAUUGGCACUUGGGGUGUUGAUGAAUACAAAAGGAUUGGUGGAACUCAUUGUUCUCAAUAUUGGCAAGGAGAAGAAGGUUCUAGAUGACGAGAUGUUUGCAAUUCUAGUGUUGAUGGCACUGUUCACCACCUUCAUGACAACUCCAACAGUCAUGGCUAUAUACAAACCUUCGCGACGAAUAUGCAGAGUAGAGCGCCAAUCACCGUCGUUGAAAAACUCCCAAGAGCAGCCGAUGAAUCGGAUCCUAGCCUGUGUUCAUGGACCGCAAAAUGUAAAACCUCUUGUUAACUUGAUCAGCUCAACCUCAACCUCAGAUGCUACAAAAUCCUCCCUCAAGCUCUAUGUUAUGCACCUCGUUCAACUCACUGAUUGUUCAUCCUCUAUUAUGAUGGUUCAACGCACACGAAAGAAUGGUUUCCCUUUCACCAACAGCUUCUGUAGAGGCACCUCCAACUCCAAUGAUCAAAUUAAAGCUGCAUUUGAGGCGUGUCGCCAUGUCAACCAACUCAAAAUUCGUCACUCAACGUCCGUCUCGGCUUUGUCGACAAUGCACGAGGACAUUUGCCAUGUUGCGGAAGAUAAAAGUGUAGCCAUGAUUAUAAUGCCCUUCCACAAGCAGUGGAGAGAAGGUAAGGAAGAUGAACAUGGCUGGAUUGAGAUUAAUCAGAAGGUCCUCAAGACAGCAUCAUGCUCUGUCGCCAUAUUCAUUGAUCGGGGACUCGAGGGCAUUGAUCUAGAAACUCCAAUGCCAAGAAGGAUUUGUGUGUUAUUUUUUGGCGGUGGAGAUGACCGGAAGGCUCUCGAGAUGGGUGGUAGGAUGGCGGCACACCCAGCUAUUAGUAUGACUCUUAUAAGAUUCACAGUCUUGUCCAAAAUCUCGACCGAAGAGGAAAGUGACAUAGCAGCAGUAGAAGAGUUCAAAAGGUGUAACGGAUCAGUGGAGUACAUAGAGAAGGAUGUGAACAACAUAAUAGAACAAGUGGUAAAUAUAGGGCGAAGUGGAGCUUUUAAUCUUUUUAUUGUAGGAAAAGAAGCUGCAGUAGCAAAAUUGGCAGACAUUCAGACAGAGAAUGCCGGGUUAGGCCUUAUAGGAGACAUUUUAGCUUCAUCAAACAAUCGCAUAAAAGGAUCUGUGCUGGUAAUCCAACAAAACAACCCUGAACAUUCUAACGAGACCACCGGGUCAGAAAUCGCUAAAGGCAAACAAACUAUGCACACCAAUCUUUCGGUCUGACAAAAACAGUAAUGUACUUAUACCAAUGCGCAUCACCAGAACCAGUAAUUAGAUUUCGUUGCAAGUUCUAUAGCUCUAGUUCCAAGCCACAACCGAUUGUUCAGUUAGAAUUAUUGAAAUAAGUAGGUCGAACUAUGGACUACCGAUUGCUGUUAACUGAUAUAAUGGUGGUUGGGGAUUUGCAGUAUGUAUUUAUAAAUAUCUACCUGUAAUAAACAGUUCCUUUGGCUAAACACCAUCA